GAGAGACUCUUCUCCCCUCACACCGCUGUUUCUCAUAACCAACCAUUCUCUUUCUGUGGACGAAACUCAACCCUUAAAGAAGACCCAUAGAUAUAACCAGAGAGCAUUAGCCUGAGAGAGAGAGAGAGAGGUUUGCUCAAAGACAAGAGACCAAAAUGGCAUUGAAGCUAAACUCUUUGGCAUGUCAGCCAUACAAACUCGCUUCCUCGACUCGUCCGCCAAUCUCUACUUUCAGAUCUCCCCAGUUCCUCUGCCACGCUUCUUCUUCACCCGCUCUCAGCUCCAAGGAGGUCGAGAGUUUGAAGAAGCCAUUCACGCCACCAAAGGAAGUGCACGUUCAAGUCUUGCACUCCAUGCCACCCCAAAAGAUCGAGAUCUUCAAAUCCAUGGAAGACUGGGCCGAGCAGAACCUCCUGACCCAUCUCAAGGACGUGGAGAAGUCAUGGCAGCCCCAGGAUUUCUUACCCGACCCUGCAUCCGACGGGUUCGAAGAUCAGGUGAAGGAGCUAAGAGAGAGGGCAAGAGAGCUCCCCGAUGAUUACUUUGUUGUUUUGGUGGGAGACAUGAUCACAGAAGAAGCGCUUCCCACCUACCAAACUAUGCUGAACACUUUGGAUGGAGUUAGGGAUGAGACUGGUGCUAGUCCCACUUCAUGGGCUGUUUGGACAAGAGCUUGGACUGCUGAAGAGAACCGGCAUGGUGAUCUUCUCAAUAAGUAUCUUUACUUGUCUGGUCGUGUUGACAUGAGGCAGAUCGAGAAGACCAUUCAGUACUUGAUUGGUUCCGGAAUGGAUCCACGCACAGAGAACAACCCUUACCUUGGCUUCAUCUACACUUCAUUCCAAGAGAGAGCCACCUUCGUCUCUCACGGGAACACAGCACGCCAAGCCAAAGAGCAUGGGGACCUCAAGCUAGCUCAGAUAUGUGGGACAAUAGCCGCAGACGAGAAGCGUCACGAAACAGCUUACACCAAGAUAGUUGAAAAGCUCCUUGAGAUUGAUCCUGAUGGUACCGUGGUGGCUUUUGCAGACAUGAUGAGAAAGAAAAUCUCGAUGCCUGCUCACUUGAUGUACGAUGGGCGUGAUGACAAACUCUUUGACAACUUCUCUUCCGUGGCUCAGAGGCUCGGUGUUUACACUGCCAAAGACUAUGCGGACAUUCUUGAGUUUUUGGUCGGUAGGUGGAAGAUAGAGAACUUGACAGGGCUCUCGGGUGAAGGAAACAAAGCGCAAGAGUAUUUAUGUGGGUUGACUCCGAGAAUCAGGAGAUUGGAUGAGAGAGCUCAAGCAAGAGCAAAGAAAGGUCCCAAGAUUCCUUUCAGCUGGAUACAUGACAGAGAAGUGCAGCUCUGAACAAAGAAUAAUAAACCCAUUUUCUCUCUCUCCGUUCCUCAUUGGAUCUGUCUGCUCUUGGUAUUGGUGUAGAUUACUAUGGUUUCCUGAUGAUGUCCGUUGUGGUCUAGAUACAAAGUUGAGAAGCAGUGUCUUAGUAACUUUGUUUUUCUUCUUUUUCUUCUUUUUCCAGUCACUUCACUAUGUUUUAUGUUUGGUCUUUUAGUAAACUUGUGGUAGUUAAAACUUAAAACAGUUGAGCGUUUGGUCUGUACUCAGUUUUCACUGUUGAGUUUUUGUUUUAGUUGAAGUUAGUUUUUGUAUGUU
Molecule: messenger RNA, 1658 nt
Organism: Raphanus sativus (radish)
Lineage: Eukaryota; Viridiplantae; Streptophyta; Magnoliopsida; Brassicales; Brassicaceae
Product: stearoyl-[acyl-carrier-protein] 9-desaturase, chloroplastic
Exons: 3
Coding region: 156-1352 (398 amino acids)
Biological process (GO): fatty acid biosynthetic process; defense response
Cellular component (GO): chloroplast stroma
Molecular function (GO): stearoyl-[ACP] desaturase activity; stearoyl-CoA 9-desaturase activity
Source: RefSeq, a predicted model, not a curated record